This is a messenger RNA of Drosophila rhopaloa, 1276 nucleotides long. Its product is annotated as phenoloxidase-activating factor 2-like. The transcript is spliced from 4 exons. Gene Ontology annotation, biological process: proteolysis. Gene Ontology annotation, molecular function: serine-type endopeptidase activity. The record is from RefSeq and is a predicted model, not a curated record. NCBI's taxonomy places the organism in Eukaryota, Metazoa, Arthropoda, Insecta, Diptera, Drosophilidae. The coding region runs from base 86 to 1276 and encodes 396 amino acids.
GUAAUACGUAAGCAAAUUAAAAAGUUGCUAUAUAAGAAGGCAGAAAUCUCACCAGACUCCAGUAUAGCUCACACCAGUAACAAGAAUGGCUGGCUCCUCCGGAAUAGCCGGAGUCCUCUACCUGCUCCUGUCCUUUUAUCUAGUUCAGGGCAGGAUUUUUGGUGGAUCACAACAUAACCAAAUGAAGCGCCCCAUAUCGCCCCGUUUUAAAGGAUGGUCCCCCACGGAAAUUUGCUGCCCCCAAUCGAUGAUAGAAAGUCCAAUUCCUAGCAACGACGUUUCACUUACAUACUCUUGUGGUCAAGUCAACAAGGACGGCUUGGCUAAUACAUUAACGAAUCAAAAAAAUUUGGCCAAACAGGGCGAGCUUCCUUGGGUGGUGGCUCUGAUGGAUGAGAGAAACCAUUACUUUGGUGGUGGUUCUUUGAUCUCCGCUGAUGUGGUGCUUACUGGAGCCUACAUUACCAAAAACAAGACCUUGGAUCAGAUAUUUGUGCGGGCUGGGGAAUGGAGCUUCAAAAUCACGACCGAGCGUUACCCGCACGUUCAAGUAGGUAUCAGGAAAAUUGUGCGUCAUCCCGGCUUUUCCGUAAACUAUGGAGCUAAUAAUGUGGCUCUUCUGUUCCUCGAAAGACCACUGAGGCUAGCCCCCCACAUCCAGACCAUCUGUAUGCCGCCGUCGAAUAGGAACUUUGACUUGCGUCGCUGCAUUGUCAGUGGAUGGGGUAAGCAUAACACUAGAGCCACCCGCUUCAUGAAGGUCAUGAAAAAGAUUGAGGUGACGGUGGUGAAGAACCCUGAGUGUCAAGCACGAAUGCAGCUUGCCCAUGGAGACAACUUCUUCCUCGAUGAAAGCCUUAUGUGUGCCGGCGGCGAACUCGGCAAGGACUCCUGCACUGGCGAUGGUGGUUUUCCACUUGCCUGUCCGCUGAAGGAAGAUCCCGAGCGGUACGAGCAGGCGGGCAUCGUCAACUGGGGAGUCGGGUGUGGACAAAAAGACAUCCCGGCCGUCUACACCAGUGUGGCCAAGCUUCGCGGUUGGAUUGAUCAGGAGAUCGCACGAAAUCAAAUGGGAUAUCAACCCAAAUAUGGAGGUUAUCGCGGCAACGCACGCGAUCCCCGAAUGAGAGUCGCCCAGGAGAUUGGGGCCACCCACGAGGUGGACUUUAAAUGUGGCAACCCCACGAUCAUAUCUGCAAAUUGGACAGCUCCCCGCUGCGUCGCGUGCCCCAAGGGCAUUCGCAACGCCUCUUUCGCAAGUGAAAAUGGCUUUUAA